AUGUCCCGGUCUCCAGCCCCCGCCCUCUCGGGCCUUCUGGCCCCCACCCCUGGGGACUCAGGUGUCCUGACUCCCAGCCCUCCCCUCUGCAGUGACGCCCCAGCCCCCAGUUUCCCAGGGCUUAGGCGUCAGGCCCAGGCUGGGCGAGGUAACAGGUUGUGCCGGCCGCGCCGCAGGUACGGCUCCGGGUUUCUGUUUACUUCCCGGCCCGCCCCUGGGACCCAGAGCCCGCCGCUCCCCUGGGGCGCCCAGGCCCGGCGGCCCAGGGGCUCCGGAGGGCCCGACGCGCGGGGCUUCCCCGGGAGCUCCCCCUCCGCCUCCGGAGGCCCCCAGCCCCUUCCUCCAAUACACACACACGCACACCUGUUUCUCCCCGCCUCCCCGCGCCAGGUGCAGAAGCCCACACCUGCCUGCAGGACCCAGGUGUCGCGGUGGUCCCAGCCCAGCCGGAGGUGUCGGGGCCCCCAGCCCCCCUACCCUCGGCCCCAGGGUCUGAAGCCCAGCCGGUCUUCCUCUCCCCCGGCAGCCUUCGGCUUCCGGGCCCCGGGAGUCCGGCAGCCCGCCCCGCUCCCGCAUCCCUCCUUUCGCGCCGACACCGCCCGGCCCAUCCUGCCCGAGUCUCGAAGCCCCUGCCGUCGGCGCCCCGCCUGGGCUCUCACCCGCCGCUGCCGGCCCGACUCCGACUGA
This is a messenger RNA of Trichechus manatus latirostris (Florida manatee), 687 nucleotides long. RefSeq lists its product as uncharacterized. NCBI's taxonomy places the organism in Eukaryota, Metazoa, Chordata, Mammalia, Sirenia, Trichechidae. The transcript is spliced from 2 exons. The coding region runs from base 1 to 687 and encodes 228 amino acids. The record is from RefSeq and is a predicted model, not a curated record.